GCCCAGCUCCUGUCUCCUGUCUGUCUGCAGGUUUCCGUGUCUGUUGUUCUCAGCACUCGGCUAGGCUAGAAAAGGAGGAACCUAUCCAGAAUUCCCGCAGGACAGGAAAAGGAGGGGACAUCUCAACAUGGAAAAACUCUGCAGUGUAAAUGAAGGAAUGCCUGAGAAUCAAGGAAAGAUGGAAAACAAACAGCCUCAGAAUGCUGCAAAGCCAGAAGUAGCUCAUACUUUGGAAGACAAGGAAAAGUUAGAAAAUGAGGGAAAGACAGAAGAUGAGGAAAUACUGGAGGAUAAGGAAAACCCAGAGAAGGAAGGAAAGCCAGUGAUAGACGGAAAGUCAGAGAGUCAGGGAAAACUAGACAGUGAGGGAAAGCCAAAAGAAAGAAAGCCAGUGGGUGAGGGAAAGCCAGAGAGCCAGGGAAAACCAAAAGAAGAAGGAAAACCAGAGAGUGAGGGAAAGCCAAAAGAAGAAGGAAAACCAGCCAUCGAACCCAGGGCUGCAGGGAAGCGCCCAGCUGGGGAUGAUGUACCCAGGAAAGCCAAAAGAAAAACCAACAAGGGGCUGGCUCAGUGCCUCAAGGAAUACAAGGAGGCCAUACACGAUAUGCAUUUGAGCAAUGAGGAGAUGAUCAGAGAAUUCGACGAGAUGGCUAGGGUAGAGGAUGAGGUGAAGAAAACCAGACAGAAAUUGGGGGGGUUUAUGUGGAUGCAAAAAAGUUUACAGGACCCCUUCCACCCAAGGGGCCCUAGGGAACUCAGGGGUGGCUGUAGGGCCCCACAAAGGGGCUUUGAAGACAUCCCUUUUGUGUAGUGCCCCUGGUAGACAUUUGCCAGGCCCAGGGCUUUAACCUUAUGCUAAUACUUUGUUUUAGUUGUCACUCUCGUUAUCCAACUGCAGCCCUCUAUGUUUCAGUAGCAAAUUUUCGUCCAUUGCAUGGAAUAAUGUUUAUGAUGCAUUGUAAAAUUAAAAAGAAAACAGUUUCCUGAACCAUA
Miniopterus natalensis is the source of this 993-nucleotide messenger RNA. NCBI's taxonomy places the organism in Eukaryota, Metazoa, Chordata, Mammalia, Chiroptera, Miniopteridae. The record is from RefSeq and is a predicted model, not a curated record.